AUGUUUGCCAUGUGCCAACCGGAAUUCCUCCUCCAUCCACAGCUCAAUGAAGCCCAGGAAAAUUCACAGCGGGAUGUGAUCUACUGUAACAAAAAGGACUCCCAUCCAGACAAGAACCUCAACUUUGUGGAUGAGAAGUCCUAUGAUAGCAAUGAAAACUGGAGCCGACUCACAUCAAAGACGCUGAUGCCAGAGGAAUGGGAACAACGGAAUGACAAUGGGAUAAAGAAGGUAUCUAAGAAUCUGACCGAUCUAAUAUACCAACAGAAAGCAAAGAAUUGCUCUAGACACAUUUCUCAGAAACUAAAGUCUGAUGACAACUUCCUGGGCUUAGAGGAGGAAAAGGAAGGAGAAGAGGAGGGCAUCCGUAGACCACCUGAAGGUGCUGAGGUCAGAAGUCCAGAACAAGAGACCAACCACCAGGUGAAGGUAAAGGAAAGAGGGAAUCUGGCCUGCUCCCCUCUAGAAGAUAAUGAUUAUUCCAGCAGUCCUCUAAGUGUUGAUAGCCCUGAGAGUGGUGGCACCAAUGCUUGGAAGAUACCUUCUGUCACUGAUGAAGACUGGACAUGUAAUGCUGAGCACCAAGCCCCCUAUGGUGAUUUUGACAGCUCUUCCUCUAGUUCUGAGAUCUUCUCCCCAGUACUGGCAGAUGCUUUCAGGACCAUGCAGGAGAGGAAGAAGUUGGAGAAACAGAAACAUCACGUCCACUUAGUGAUGUAUCGCCGCCUGGCCUUGCUCCGUUGGAUUCGCAGCCUCCAGCAGGCGGUUGCAGACCAGCAAAAUCGACUGCAGGAGAGCUUUGACAUUAUCCUGGACAACCGCAAAGAACUUAUUCGACAUGUCCAGCAAGGCAUGGUGCACACUAAAACCCCAACUUAGGGAGAAUUGUAAAAAAAACUGGCACCCUUCCACCUCUUCAUUUCAUAGCUUGGCCUUCCAAAUAAGGUUCAUCGGGAUCACAGUUUGUUUGCAAUUUGCCCCAGUGGACUUUUCUCAUGUUUGAUGUUCCUCCCAGAACACAUCAGAAGGUUAUCAGCCAGUUAAUCAUAGACACGCCAAGGAAUAUUAUUUUACGUGGACAUAUACUUUUUUUCAAGGUAUUUUCCAGGGUGCAUCGCUUCUGAGUGUGAAUGUACUGUAAAUACAACUUACAGUGAAGUGAAAUGAAAUAAGAGAUGUAGAUGGUACUAUGAUGAGCAGAGCCUAUAAUCGUGGA
Messenger RNA from Protobothrops mucrosquamatus (brown spotted pit viper), 1216 nucleotides. It is a transcript of the gene CUNH1orf216, whose product is annotated as chromosome unknown C1orf216 homolog. The coding region runs from base 1 to 879 and encodes 292 amino acids. Lineage: Eukaryota; Metazoa; Chordata; Lepidosauria; Squamata; Viperidae. The record is from RefSeq and is a predicted model, not a curated record. The transcript has a single exon.